Messenger RNA from Staurois parvus, 645 nucleotides. The record is from the annotation of a GenBank genome assembly. Lineage: Eukaryota; Metazoa; Chordata; Amphibia; Anura; Ranidae.
AACAAACAGACAAAAUACUUCCGUGACUGGGAUCGGGGGCAACAGGCGGCAACCUACCAUGGGCAGGUGGCCUCGGGCAAACAGGCGGCAACCUACCACUGGGCAGGGGCCUCGGGGACUCAACGGGACUCUAGCCAUGGAGUCUGGCCUCAGCACAGCUUCCCACCCAGCUUUCUAGGGGACAUUGGGUUCACAGGGACUCAACAGGUGAGUGAUGGCUCAAUCGAGCACCUCAGGGGCACCACAGGUAGCUAUACUCCGGCAUGCCAUCAGGACACGGGUGGUCAGUGCACACAACAGGGACAGUACCAGGACAUGGGUGUGUCAGUGCGCACAGCGGGGACAGUACAGGACACGGGUGUUCAGUGCGCACAGCGGGGACAGUUCAGGACACGGGUUGGUCAUGUGCGCACAGCGGGGACAGUACAGGACACGGGUGGUCAGUGCGCACACAGCGGGGACAGUACAGGACACGGUGUGGUCAGUGCGCACAGCGGGGACAGGACACGGGUGGUCAGUGCGCACAGCGGGGGGACAGGACAGCGGGUGGUCAGUGCGCACAGCGGGGACAGGACACGGGUGGUCAGUGCGCACGGAGCGGGGACAGGACACGGGUGGUCAGUGCGCACAGCGGGGACAGGACAC